GAAAAAGCCGAGCGACGGAUGCAGUUGCCGGCAGCUGACGGCCAACGCCGAAAAUCAGUCUUUGCGCGUUUUCCAACUGCUCCGGUCCAGCGAACAGGCGACGCUCGAAUUUCGCACCGCAGACAUUGUCGAGAUUUGGCGAGUGCUAAGCAGUGUAUGGGAAGCUACCGUUGUUUACCACUCGACUCCACUCGAAAAUCAAAAGUGAAAUUAUUCGAAAAAUAUAUCAUAAGAUACAUGUACUUAGUUUCUGUGACUUGCCGCGAGUGUUGAAUUAUUUUUUGAGUGCUUUGUGCGGGUGCAGCGCACUGUUUCGGCUAUAUUUUGUUGGAGUUCAUUGUGUGAGUGCAAAUUAGGAAACGGAAAGUGCAGCCCUCCCUCCUCCAAAUACAACACACGUGCCAGUUUUCUCGGAGCCGUAGAGUUCGAGGCAAUUGAAUAAGCGAUCCACAAUCACGAGUCAAUGUGUGAAGGUACUAAUUGAUAUUUUUAAGGGCGAACAGCUAAAUGUAAUGAAUGGCAAAUAGUCCACGUGAUUGAGCUAAUUUCUCCAACCAACCUUAUUCGUCAAAUUCAUCGUCUACCCGCCUAAGCUUAUCUUUGCCAAAAACAUAAACAGCGAGUUUCCAUAGACGUUGAAGGUCUUCUUCUGAGCCUUCAAUUUGCAUCGCUUGGUGGAAGUUCCCCAGCUUAAUCUGCUCAGUUCUUUGGCGAGGCGGACUCUUCAGCGGCUGUGAAGGAGAGUAAUUGAUAAUAUUGAAUGCUGGCAGGACAUUGCCGAGUGAAAUCCAUUAGUUAACUGGCAAUACAUAAACCGGAGAGUAAAUAGAACACUUUGGUGGAUAACUGACCUAAAAGAAGGGAUAUGGUAACAGGAGGAUAUCCAGGCGAGUGCGACACGCUGAUUGAGACCGGGUGAACGAGACGAGGACAAACAGACGGCAGGCGAGAGGCGAGAGGUGCGGCAGCAGGAACUGCAACAAAGAGACAAGGGACUAUAAGGAAAAUGUGCCAAGGGAGGAAUUUAAGGACGUCAACAGCGCUGGUAAACUUAUUAGCGAAAUGCACGAAGUCAACAAACGGACAGGCGGCAGUCCUUGCAAAGGACGAGGAAUCGGAAAAUCGGGGAAACCUCGUGCCGCAAAAACAACGAGCUAAACGUCAAAACAAGCAGCAGCAACACACACAGCAGUACACGCAGAUGCUGCAGGAGCAGCAGCAACAUCAGGAGCAGCAUAAUCAGCGCCAGCAACAAGGACGUCAAAUAGAGCAAAUGGCAAUGGAGACAAAUGAAGAGGCGGCGGCUGCCAAGGAGCACGAACACCAGACCAAACCGACAGACUCCGAAUGCAAAGGCAAACACAAACACCAACGGAAUCGCAAUAAUGUUGCCGGCGUUCAGCAGCAUGUCCUGCGGUUGCAGUUGGAGCUGCAGUUGCUCCUGUGCGCCCUGUUGCCGACUGCCUUGCUGCUGGGGCUGCUGCCCCUGCCACCUGGCGCCGCAGCCACGGCCAGGAUUUCCAGUGCCAAAGGCCCUGCACGUGAGCUCCUCUUAACCGAGAUGGGCGGAGGAGGAGUCGGGGUCGGAGUUGGCGGCUCCUCCGGCGGAGCAGCACACCCGGCGGGCGGUGGCCCUGGCACAGGACUCGCCGGGGGAGACGGAGGAGGUGCGGCUGGCAUCGAGUGCCCCAGCUUCGACAACACCGCCUGUCCCUGCUACAAGUUCGAGGAUGGACUUUUCCUGGAGUGUCCCGGCACGACGGCGAUAUCGCUGCGCUCAACCCUCGAGCGAAUAUCGGCGCCGAUCCACUCGCUGUCCAUCUACGACUUCGACCGCUCGGUGACGUCACUAUCGCAGGACGUCUUCCAGCCGGGCGUCCAUAUCAGGCACCUGCAGUUCUCCCACUCGCACCUAGAGGCGCUCAAGGACAACAGCCUGCGCAACGUCCGCUCGAGCCUGGAGUCGCUCAGCAUUGUUAAUGGGAAACUAACGCAGAUGCCAUCUCGAGCUCUGAGCUCGAUGCAAAAGCUGACGGCCCUUGAUUUCGACUACAACGAGAUCGUGCGGGUGGACGACUAUAGCUUUUACGGGCUGCGGAUCUCCAAGCUUAAUAUGAAGGGCAACCGGCUGCAGGGAAUGCCGGAGCACGCCUUUGCCGGGCUGGAGGAGUGCAUGCAGGAGAUAGACGUCUCAGAGAACGGCCUGCGCACCUUUCCACUGAUGGCUCUCCGAAAACUGGACCACCUGCGAAUUUUGAGGCUCUCAAACAACCGGAUACCCACCUUCUACGGGGACAUCCAGUUGGCCACCAACAAUGCGUCGGCAGCGGCGGCUGCAGUAGGUGCGUUUCAGUUGCCUUCCUUAAUUUUUCUGGACCUGAGCUCCAAUCAGUUUGCCGAAAUCGGACCCGACUGCUUCAGGGCCUUUCCCCAGCUAAAAACUCUCUCCUUCUACGCCAAUCAGAUAGAGUUGGUCCAACCGGAGGCUUUUAAGAGCCUGCGUGAGCUAAUGUCCCUGGACAUGUCACACAACAGGAUUAUAGGAUUAGAUCCCAAGGUAUUCGAGAAGAACAAGAGAUUGCAAACGGUGGAUCUUAGCCACAAUCAUAUACACACUAUUGGUGGGGUGUUUUCGGACUUACCUCAAUUAAGAGAGGUCUUUCUGAGUGAGAACAACAUCCUGGAGCUGCCGGCAGAUGCGUUUACCAACUCCACAAAUGUCGAUGUCAUUUACCUGGAGUCCAAUGCCAUAGCCCACAUAGAUCCCAAUGUUUUCAGCACCCUGGUUAACCUAGAUCACCUGUACUUGAGGUCAAACUUUAUACCCCUCUUACCUGUGACCCUGUUUGACAAGAGCACCAAGCUUACAUCCCUGUCCUUGGACAACAAUGAGAUCCAGGAUCUGGAGAUAGGCAUGUUCCGGAAGUUAGAGCACCUGAGGGAGGUGAGACUGCACAACAAUCGCAUCCGUCGGGUAAGAAGGGGCGUGUUUGAGCCCCUGCCCUCCCUUCAGGAGUUGCACAUCCAGAAGAACAGUAUUGAGGAUAUCGAACCGCGGGCGUUUCACACCUUGGAAAAUAUGCAGCACAUUAAUCUUCAGGAUAAUCAACUAACUGUACUCGAAGAUAUCUUUCCAGAUGAAAAUUCCUCUUUACUCUCUGUGCAGCUAGAAGCCAACUACCUGCACAAAGUUCACCCCCGCACAUUUCGUCGGCAGCAGAAGGUGCAAAUUAUGUGGCUAAAAGACAAUCAGUUGACCAGAGUGGAAAGGUCUUUCUUCGCUGAUACGCCUCAAUUGGGUAGGUUGUAUCUGAGCGACAAUAAAAUAAGAGAUAUAGAAAAGGACACUUUUGUAAACCUCUUACUACUGCAAUUUCUUGACUUGAGUGGCAAUCAACUGAGACAACUGAGAAGGGACUAUUUCGCACCGCUUCAGGAUCUCGAGGAACUAAGUCUAGCCCGAAAUCACAUAGAGGCCAUUGAAGGUUAUGCUUUUGCCAAGCUUAAGAAUCUGAAGUCUCUGGAUCUUUCUCACAAUCCGCUGGUGCAACUAACCCGGGAUAUUUUCAGCGAUGAAUUGCCUUUAAACUCUCUAAAUUUGGGAAAUUGUUCUCUAAGAAAACUGGACCAACAUGCGUUUAAAUCACUGACCAACCUUAAUGAGCUGAAUCUGGAAAGAAACCAACUGAAUCCAGCGGAUAUUCAAACGCUAGAUAUACCAAAUCUCAGAAGACUUCUUUUGAGCCAUAACAACUUCAGCUAUGUCGGAUCUGUUGGCAUCAUGGCUGGAAUGUUGGAUAGACUCCGCUCUCUGCAGCAUCUUUCCAUGUCUAAUUGUAGUUUGGGGCAAAUACCCGAUUUGCUCUUUGCCAAAAACACAAAUUUGGUAAGACUAGACCUGUGUGACAACCGGCUGACCCAGAUGAAUCGGAAUAUCUUCAGUGGCCUUAAUGUGUUUAAGGAACUGAAGCUUUGCAGAAAUGAACUUUCCGAUUUUCCGCAUAUAGCCCUCUAUAAUCUCAGCACUCUGGAAAGCCUGGACCUUGCCCGAAACCAUUUGUCUUCGAUUGAUUUCUUCAAGCUAAGCGGAACCUUAAAUCUUAGGCAACUAAUCCUGAGAGACAAUAAGAUUACCGCCUUGAGUGGCUUUAAUGCCGUUAACCUAACCCAGUUGGACAGCGUGGACUUGAGUGGCAACCUGCUGCUCUCCUUGCCGGCAAACUUCUUGCGUCAUUCGAUCAAUUUGCAGAAGGUUGACUUGUCCAGCAAUCGAUUCCUGCAAAUACCCUCAUCAGCUUUGUCGGAUGUUUCCAUACCACGACUCUCAUGGUUGAACUUGACGGGCAACCCUAUUAACCGGAUUUAUACUGUGAAGGAAGAGCGGUAUCCCUACCUAAAGGAACUCUACAUCUGUCAGACGAACCUUUCCAUACUCACCUCCAAGGAUUUCGAGGCCUUUCAGGCGUUGCAACACCUCCAUUUGGUGAACAACAGAAUUACAAGAAUUUCUCCGGGCGCCUUUAAAUCUCUGACCAAUCUCCUCACACUGGACUUGAGUGUCAAUGAGUUGGAAAUGCUGCCCAAAGAGCGAUUGCAAGGACUUCGACUGCUACGUUUCCUCAAUAUUUCGCAUAAUACCCUCAAGGAUCUAGAGGAGUUUAGCGUCGAUCUCUCGGAGAUGCAAACUCUGGACCUGAGCUUUAACCAGCUGGAUCGUAUUUCAAAGAAGACCUUUAGAAAUCUCCACGGUCUGCUGGAACUGCUACUUAUGGGCAAUCGAAUGACAGUUCUAUCAAACGACGCCUUCCGGUUCUUAAGGAAACUCCAUGUUCUGGAUCUGCGUAAAAAUUAUUUCGAGCUGGUGCCGUUGGAUCCACUAAGGCCCCUGGAAACCAAUUUAAGAACCCUAAGGCUGGAGGAGAAUCCACUGCAUUGCAGCUGUGACGCUCAGAAGCUCUGGGAAUGGCUGCGGGAUCACCGUAAAUGGUCGCUUAUCACGGGCUCUGGCGCAGGAGGAGGAACAGGAGGACUGACCGGAGGUCUGGGCGGGGACUCCAUUAAUUACCUAAGGUGCGAACACCCAACGGAGCUGCGGGGCAAGGUGUUCGGCCGGAUGGAGCCGCAGCAGUUUUGCGACGCGCCGCUAAUACCCAAAAUGGCCAUCCAGGACAUUCAGCCCUACUCGGUGGUCGUGUCCUGGCAGGGCCGCGACCAUUUGGGCCUCAAUGGUUUCGAAAUUGUUUAUCACGCCACUGGCGACGGCCUCGUUCCGGCCGGAUCUCCAACGAACCGUGAGCGGGACAGUCACGACCCGGAUAGGCAGCGAAGUCGGGACCAGGAGCAGCGUGCACGAGAGCGAGAUCGCGAAAGGGAACGGGACAGAGAGCGGUUCCCCGUCGCCACCGAUGAGAUCCAUGCCAAGCGGCUAAAUGGGACGGCCAGCUCGACCAAGCUAACCAAGCUGAGCCCCAAUACCCGCUAUCACAUCUGUGUCAUCGGGAGCGGUAAUUGGCUCUCGGAGCCGCUGGCGAACGCUCUGCAACGGCUCCAUGCCAACGAUUCCUUGCGCGAGGAGGAGGCGGUGAUGAUGUCGGCGGCGCUGCCGGAGUCAUUUUCGCCUUAUCAGCAUCAGCACAACCGGAACUCCAAUGGUAACGCUAAUCCAGCCAUAGUCCAGGAUCACAACAAGAACCAAAAUCCUGACCAGGACCUGGACAACGUCGUCGGUCAGGACAACGCUCUGAUGCAGGUGCUGAAGAACUCUCACAUCUCCGCCUGCACAGAUGUCCAGACACUGGACUCCACGCCCAGCUUGGUCACCGAUGAGAACGGGCUUUCCAGCAAUGGCUUCAUUCACACCAUCCUGACCAGAAGGUUGGGCCUGAUUGUGGGCUGCUGCCUGGGCAUCAUAGUGUUCAUCGUAAUGAUCUCGGUUUUGAGUUAUGUCAAGCUGAAGAAGAAGCGCACCGAAAACGCCAAGCGGCAGGCUGCCUUGCCGCCGGAGUACAUAUCCUACCGGCACUUCUCCAUACCCAAUGAGGAGCUGACCAGGACCGCUGCUAAUGCAGGAGCAGUAGCGGCAGCAGCGAGGGCCGCGUCAGCAGCCGCUGCGAAUAAUUCGAAUAACUCGAAUAAUUCGACCGACGCCGGUAGCUCUCCCCACAUGUCCAGUGUGCCCAGCGGCAUUAGUGCCCACAUUAGCGGGACCAGCCUUAGCACAGGUGGCACGGGCACCGGCUCCACAACCACCACACCCAUCGGAGGCGUACCAAUUGGUGGCUUGCCUCUGGGCAAGGCGGGAAGUCCCCUUGUGGGCGUGGGUUUGGUGGUGGCCGACUCCUCUGUGGACGUAGGUUACGCCCACAGCCACGCCCAUGCCCAUGCCCACCGGCAGAAUAACGGUUACAUGGCAGCGGGCGUGGUGCUCAAUACAAACCACUUGAGCGUGUGUUAGUCGCACCACCAGAAGGGUUAAGUAAAUACUAGAAGCGUGGGUGCACGUGCCGAGUUGGGGGGUCCUACAUUUCGAAAGGAUAUUUUUUGCAUUUCAAUCAAUUCUACAUUCAUCUUUAAAACUCUUUAAAACAACAACAACAAACUCUUUAAAAGUAGAGGGUAACAAAAGUUAAUACAGCUUUUUUCCAACGACUGUCUUUCAGUUCGUUUCAUUUAAGAGCAGAGAGGAGUCCAUGGAACAAACAAAUGUGAAUGUUACAUUAUUAAUUUCUACUUCUAAAUAUUAUAGGAAACUUGCUUAAUUCGGCUAACGAGAAUUAAAAGGCAACUUACAAUCUUGACAUAAAUACAUGAAUUGGGUGUGUGUAGUACUUUACAAAACAUUAAUGUCAGUACAUCGGAUCUGAACUGAAAAUACCGAACAAUAAUCGCUCACCCAUUCGAGAAUAAAUGGAUGGAUAAAUGGAUAAAAGGAUCUGCCGCAUAUGCAGGCUGCAUGUUUUUACAUUGAACACCCAAAUUCGCGCUUUAUAAUUAAAUGUAUAGCGUGAUUUAUUGGAAUUUUAAGUGAAUUCAUCUACUUCGGCACCCCUUUCAAUUGAAAUCUGAAAGCCCUAAAAAAGCGAGCAAAAACUAGCAUAUUUCAUAUUCCAAAUGGAAUCAAAAACGUUUACCAAUUACCAAGAGCAAGCGCAAAGCCGUUUUAUGAUUUUCAAUGUGCCCAACAUGCAUUUAAUUUACAAUUGAAAGUCCCGAAAAGACGCAAAAAAAUAACAUAGAAAAAUUAAGAAAAUCUAGGUUAGUGAUAAUUAUGAAGAUGCGUUCAACGUUUUAUGACAAUUUAGUUAUGACAAUUGAUGGUAGAGCAGAAUGCGAAAAUCGAAAGGCAAUGUGGAUUUUUCAAUGUAAAUAAAGUGGAAUCAAAGCGAAAUCUCAGCCGUAAACGUUGCAUCCAAAUCAAAUUAAGCUCUAAAUAAUGCUAUCUAUAGGAAGUACACACAAGGCCCGUAAAAAUAUAAUUAUACAUAACUGUAAUGGAAAGCACACAUGCAGAAAAUUUUUUUGAACUAGAAUUAGCGAAUGGAUAGUGGAUGAGCGAUUUUUGUGUUUUUUUUUAACCGAACGCUGAGAAAUCAAGGAUAAACUAGUUAUAAAAAAUAAUUAAAAGCGGCAAGACAUAUUACCAAAAGUAGCUAAAUAACUAUAAAAACAUAAAUAGUAAUAUUAAUUAGUUUAAGUGCAGGCCCCAAAGUAUGGAUAAUUGUUAGCAGAACUCAAAGAGUUUCAUAUACAUACAUUUUUUCUCAUAGUUAACUAUAUGGUUUUCCUAAUUUCGAUUCGAAAAGAAAUUAAAUAUGCAUAAAAAACAAAGAAUUUCUAGAAAAUUAAGCAACCGAUUCAAGUGAAAUGAAAUCAAAACACCAGACAAAAACACAUUCACACACCGAAACAAAGAGCUAAGGCGAAGAGACUCUUGCGAGACGUCUUCAUCAUCGGUCCCCAAUUCUUCCUGUGUAAGCUUCUGUGUGUCUGGACUUCUCAAAUAUUUUAAUAUUGUUAUAUGCGAGAUACAACAAAUGUAGUAUGCAUGCAUGAAACUUAGGAAGCAAACAAUAACAAUACCCAGAGGAAUACUCGUAAGAACACAACAUGCAAAUCAAAAUCAAAAAAUCAAACUUAAGACAACACAAAACAACACGAAACGAAAAUGAAAAGGAAAUAUAAAAUUAAACAACGCUUUGUUCUGCUCUGCAAAAAGUCAGCACAUAACGAUGCAUUCGUUACCAUGCAAAAAGCCCCUUUCUUCGAUUCUUGUUCAAUUGUAGGGACUAAAAAGCGGAAACACAAAACACACACAAUGCAGAGGUAAAAAAUAAACAAAUAUACAGCAAACAUACAAUAAAUGUAAUAAAUUAAAACGCAAAAAAACCCAAAAUAUUGUAUGGCAUGCAACACAAAGUAUAAAUAUUAAUAAAUGACAAGAAACUUUCAAACAAAAGCGAAAACGGGUUUUCAUUUGAUUACAGCUGAUAUUUGCACUCUGCCUUAAAUAUCCAGUCGUGUUCUGCUUUUAACCAUGGCCAACAUGGUGCAGUUUGCCAAAUUGCGAACACAAAUGCUUAUCUAUAUUUAUAUCCUUAUUUUUUAUAUCUAUAUGCAUAUAUAUUUUAGAAAAAUUAGACGCUAGGCAGGAAAGUGCAAACCGUGCGUAUGGACAAUGUGUUAAAGGUUUGUGAAAACAAUGUAACUUUAUUUGCAAUUUGUGAUUUAUAAUUUUCUUGUUACCAACUGUUUCAAAAUGAAGUAGUUUCCCGGUUUUUAUUCGUGCAUUUUUUGUAAAAUACAAAAAAAUAUCAAAAAUAGCGCAGAAAUUCGGUCUACGCGGUAUGUGGACUUCGGCUUCGGCUUUGAAUUGUUUUUAUUGCAAUUCCAUUAAAAUUUCAUAAAACGUCUUAUUUAGGUAUUUUGAAUGUAUUGUAGAAAAAUGCAUGCUCCCGAGUGUGGGAUUGGUGUUCUAAAAAAUAUUUAUAUAUAUAUAUUUUCAAGUGUUUUUGAACAGGGUGGAGUUGUGUAAGUGACGUUAUGUGUGUCGCCACUUGCAACGUACAUACAUACAUACAUAUGUCCUUUCCAGGCUACUAUACAUUUUUUAAACGCUUCUUGGUAUAUAUGUAAAUAUAUCUUGUGUGCUAGGUUUUUUGAUUUUUUUUAAGCCCGUUUCUACUGAAGUAAGUCUUUCAGUUCUAAGGCUAUCUGUAUAUGAAACUUACUCAAAAGUCUUCUUUCAAUUGUGGAAAUAUAUUUACAAAUGCAAAAUGCGUAAGAGAAUAAUCGGAAAUUGGUUAACAAAGUACGUUUCAUGUAUUAGAUUAGAGAAGAUAAUAAUUUGAAAAAGGACAUUAGUGAGAGUACGAAAUAGGAAUUUUAACAUACUUUUCGCAUAUCGAAAGAAUCAAAUAAAGCGUGGACUUGGCAACCAUCUGACACAAAUUUAAAGCCUACCCAUUUCAUACUUUUCAACGCACAAACCUGUUACUUUAGUAAAUAAGAUAAUAAAAGUAUUAUAUCUUGAGUUUAAUGUCAAAAAUCGUCAAUUACCCAGUGCUGCAUAGGCACUUAUGAAGUAUGAACCCUCAGCUGGAAAAAGUUUGUCUAAAGGGCCUUCAAAUCGAAAUUUAUGACAUACAUUUGUACAUGAAACGUAUGUUUUGUCAUGUGGCCAUUUAUUGUCCACGUCUCGCCACUUGCAACGUACAUACAUACAUAUGUCCUUUCCACGCUACUAUACAUUUUUUCUAAAGCUCUUUUCCAGCAAAAUUGGCUUUUUGUUCUACUCUUUUCGACCCGAAAAAAUACCUUUUUUGUUUUGCAACUUUUAUGUAUUUUUUGUGUAAAGAGCUGGGGGAAAUGCGCAAAAACUAGAGGGAAAAAUUGAGCUGUCAUCAGCCAUAAAAAUAUGUGUGUAUAACAAACGGAAUGACACUUGAAAUGGUGUUCCACAGAGGGAAAGCAUAAAAGGUGAGGUUAUUCGCAAACAAAGUUCGAAUUCCAGAAAGCCAAUUCUUUUGCAAUGACGAGGUCGGAAUCUCUUUGACUAUUCCGCAAAAGAAUAUACAGAUUAGGUAAUUUUAAACACGAUAUAUCAACAGGCAGUACUAUGUUUCAAAAGUGUUUGAAUGCUAAUUUCACAACUUAAUAAAUUGGUUUUUUAAUUUAAGUUUCCAUAAUUAAUUUGUAAACUCUAGUAAAGCUCUGCAGAUAUGUAUUUAUAAAGAGUUACUACAUAUUUGCAAAUAUUAUAACAUGUAGAGGCUCAGCUUUAUACCCAAAGGUUGUUUAAAGGUUACUAACUAACUAAGUUAUUUGAUUUACCACUUGAAUUGCAGCGAGGUUCCAGAGUUACAUUUUACAGUUUCACUCUUCCAGCCUGAAUACAUUCACAUCUUCGUGCCAUAAAACGCUGAUAAUGCACCUACAAUUUGGUACUUUUCAUGAAAUGAAUAGCGUGUAAACAAUAAUAUACGUUCUUAUGUGUAUAUUCGAGGCUCGCAAAAUUUCGAUUGAGAAAUCCGUUUAAAUCACAAAGUUCGCCAAUUUUCGACUUUAUUUCUGUCACCGCUGCCAUCGAGCGAGUACUUUGAACGCUUCAUUGAUUUAAUGGAAAAACUUUUCGCUCCGUAUUGCUUCUUGUUUGUUUUCCUUUCCGUUGCUUACAAAUGCUCUUUUUAUACGUACAUAUGUACAUAUAUUAUAUGAAUACGAAUAUCCACGUGAACUUAUAAACGUAUGUACAUAUGUGGUGGGCCAACAUAUCGCCACCCAUAAAUCGAAUCGAAUCGCGUUCGCCUGGACCAAGGCUAUCAUAAAAAAAGUAAAAUACUGGCUAUUGUUGGAGCAGUAGUACAUAUCUAUGAUGGGCAGCCAGAAGUCCAUACGUUUUUUGCGCUGCUGUUCAUAGUAAUUUUCAAUAGUUUUGCGGGUUCAUGUGAGAAAAAUGGGUUUCCCUGCUGUUUGCAUACAGUACAACUUUUUAAAUUGGCAAGUGUUCUUUUUCGUGAUUCGCUUCACAUAUAUACAUAAGUAUGUAUGUACAUAUGUAUGUACAUACAUAAAAUCAUAAAUAUGAUUACAAAAUAUAUAGUAACAUAUCUACACCCACAACUCCCCAAUCACAACCACACACACUAUUGUAAACAAUCACACACACACAUUAAUCUCUAAGUACGAAAUGUAUUCAAAGAUCGAGAGCCCUUCGAUUAUGCUUAGCUUUCAUCUACGCGCAGCAAAGUGCAAAAGUCCGAAGUCCAAAGUCUAGACUCUGGGGCGAGCCAAUGUCCACGUCCCCUAAACAUUCGAUCACUUGGCGAGCCAACUGAAAUAACAAAAACUUCCGCCCACACAAUCGUCUCAGGAUUCUCAAAUUACUCCUAUUUUUCGGGGCUCCUCUCUUAACGGGAGAAUAGACACCUCUCUUUCCGGGAGAAUAAACGUUGAUAACCUUAUUCUCUUAAACUUCGCUCUUAAGCUAUCCCAAUCCGCCUAUAUAAACCCAAUCAUGUCCCCAUACAUCAGUUCAGUUCUGAGUACGUUAUCAAUCGCGAUAACACUGCUAAGCCCACUUCAACCUCGAAGUCCAUUAUCCAACCUAGUGAUAAUCCAAAGGCUCUAGUUCUUCCUUUACUGGAAAUAAUAAAACGUUUAAUAAUAAAUAAAAUAA
Drosophila simulans is the source of this 11674-nucleotide messenger RNA. RefSeq names its product chaoptin. Gene Ontology annotation, molecular function: protein binding. The coding region runs from base 1007 to 6454 and encodes 1815 amino acids. NCBI's taxonomy places the organism in Eukaryota, Metazoa, Arthropoda, Insecta, Diptera, Drosophilidae. The transcript has 11 exons. The record is from RefSeq and is a predicted model, not a curated record. Gene Ontology annotation, cellular component: plasma membrane.